GGCCGCCCCGCCCUGUCCUCCGCCGGGCCGCCUCCCACGGCUGCGAGACCGUGCCCACCCUGAGCGUUCCCCAGGUCUCCCCGAGUCUUGUGUCCGGGAGCCGGUGACCUUCAGUCCGCCUCCCUGCGUUGCUUCUUCUCCUUUGCACCUGAGCCGGUAGCCGUUGCCAUUGUAAUGAAAGCUCCUCUUCCCCACCCCCCACUAGCCCAAAGAAUGCAGAUCAGGGAUUGUUGGGCUUUGAUUAGGUCAUUUAUUCGAAGCUAGGAACACCGUAUUUUAAAGUGUGAUAGAUAUAGAAGAAGUUAUGAAAAUUUUCAGAGAUAGCAUCGCAGACAUUUUCUUAGUCUCUAAAAAAUGUUAUUUUUGAAGAUGGAGUAUAGCAUUUUAGCCUUUUAGAGUAUGCAUUUUUAAUGCUAGGAAUAUGAAUUUGACUUUUAAAGUAUAUGUUAGCCCCAUUUCCUUUUCAAGUGCUGCUGUGCUGUUUUAACUAAUAAACUAUUUCUAGGCAACUGAUUUGUAACACUUCCCAGAAUAGGAAUACUAAAACUAGAGUAUUUUUAGGCCAGGAGUUACCCAAUUCCAUACAAAAUGUAAGAAAGGGAUGAGAUAAGAAAUAAUUAGAAUACAGGGGCUGAGAGAGGUGUCCAUUAACUGCUGUCUGUCAUUUUUCUCUAAUUGACUUUGCUUUUGAGGAUUCCUGGGAAGUAGGGGAAGUCAGCUGUCAACCGUCUACCUGGCUUUGCUUAGUUAUAUGACUUAGUGCGUUUUGAGUCGAUCUUUCUUCUGGAAGUCAGAAGUCCUAAACUAGUCGUAUGGGGCUAAAAUCAAGGUAUCUGCAGGGCCGUGUUCCGUCUGAGGCGCUUGUAGAUUUUCAGUGGAAACUGGGUAUGGCUGUGAGCUCAGACACUUGCAGAUCUCUUAAGUAUCCUUAUGUUGCAGUGAUGCUAAAAGUGGCAGAUCAUUCAGGCCAAGUAAAGACCAAGUGCUUUGAAAUGACGAUUCCACAGUUUCAGCCUCAGCACCUGGCAACCUCCAGUCUCCUUUCUGCUUCUGUGAGUUUGACUUUCUUAGAUUCCACAAUUUCUACAGACAGUUCAAGGAAAUUGCUGCAGUUAUUGAAACGGUGUGAAGACGGAUUCUUUGGUUGAUAAACUGCUAUCAUUCUAAAGUCAUGAACUUCACUUUCUGCAACAAAACCACAUGAGGAGGGAACAUUUAUUGAAUGAAAAAUGCACUUUUGGUUUUCCGUUUUUUUAAAUAAUAAAAAUCAGAUAAACAGGAA
Molecule: messenger RNA, 1282 nt
Organism: Piliocolobus tephrosceles (Ugandan red Colobus)
Lineage: Eukaryota; Metazoa; Chordata; Mammalia; Primates; Cercopithecidae
Gene: COMMD6
Product: COMM domain containing 6
Exons: 5
Coding region: 813-1148 (111 amino acids)
Molecular function (GO): NF-kappaB binding
Source: RefSeq, a predicted model, not a curated record